AUGAGCGUCACCGGAGAUUCGAGACUUCUCGUACGCGUUUACAGCUUCGAGGCAGAGGAUCGGAAUCCACCCGGCAGCGACGCACACACGUUGGCACGCAUCGUGGCAGAAGGCCAGGAAGAUAGAGACACGGCAAUCGAUCCUUGGCGACGAUUCUUCGAGCCUCGUACUCCAAGUCAAGACAGUGACGGCUUCUUGACCGCCGCUCUCGAUGUAGAAACUGCAGCCCUGCGCGAGAAGUGGAUGCUUUUCCGAGAGUCAUGCCCAGACGCAGAGCAGUUGGAUCUGACAACUUCGCAACCGACGGUUAAAAGCGUCAAAGAGACUGUUCAGGCGGUUCAGACGGCCUGGGAGUCGUCACAACGGCAACAUGGCCGGUUCAACAAGGCCAAGAAGUUCUUCCACAGAUUUUGCGGUACGCUCAACUCACACAAGAUGAUGAUGGCCGUGUUGCCAUCCGGUAACGAGUACAUCUCCAUCUUCACCGGGGUUCUGAACGUGAUUAUCCACGCCAGCGCCAACCAUGAGAAAGUAGUGGAAGACCUCUCCAACGCGCUCUGCACGAUCGGCGAGCAUGUAAACGACUGUGCCACCGACCAGGAGCUCUUUCAGACGGAAGACUUGCAAAAGCUCAUCGCCGACCUGUACGCCCACAUCUUCCUCUUCCUGACGAGCGUGAUGGACUGGAUGAUGAAGAGGAGACGUCAGAGACUCCUCGACUCGUUCAAGGAAGACCUGCCCAGCGUCAUCGAGAACGACAUGGAGAAGAUCAGGGGCAUCUCGGACCGGAUCCGGUACCUGGCUGCGCAGAGCUCAAGGGCCGAGGCGCGGUCUACGCGGUUGGCUCUGGAGGAUCUCGCGAGAGACGUGCGCAUCGGGCUCGAGGGCGAGAGACGACACCAAGCGGAGAUGAUACAACAUGCCGAGGCGAUGAGACGUGAGCAGGGGCGCAGCUCGAGUAGUUGGAGCUUUGAGAAACGCCAGCAGCUUGCCGAGACCAUUGUUGACUUGCUGGAAGACAAGGCUCUGAGUUGGCUGGAGACCGCCCGUGAACCUCAAGGUUGGAGAUACAAUGGACUGCACAAAACCACAGCCUUCGCAGUUGAAGAGCCAAAAGCCAAAGUUCAACACACUUCCGAAGAAGUCGCCUUGAACUCUAGGUUUCUGGAGGACUACUUUGACAGAGAUAGGGUUCGUUUGCCUUAUGAUGCGUUUAACCCCGUCAUGGUGGAUGCGGAGACCGUCAGCCACAUCAGUGACUGGGCAAAGGCUCCGCCGCCCAACCUGUUGUGGCUCGAGGGGGAUCCCAUGCGGUGCGACGACUUUGACAACCCGGUUACCAUGAUGGCCGCUCGGGUCGUCGGUUUGGCAGACCAGGUGAAGACACCCGUAGUCUCCUACUUCUGUGAGCUUCGUCGAGACGAGAGGCUGCGCGACGGAAACGGUAGCAGGGAAGCGCAAGCGCUGGUUGGCCUGGUCUACUCCCUCAUAAGGCAGUUGUUGGAGUUGUUGCCGCCAGCUUUCGAAUCGUCGUCGGACCUCUCGACAGAGCGUUUCCGUUCUCUGGACGGAACAAUCCGCAGCUGGAACACGGCUCUCUCUGUGAUAGCCGACCUCGUGGACACCAUGCCCGGCUCGGUGUUCUGCAUCAUAGACGGGCUUCAUUGGCUCAACGAUAGAAGCACCGAUGACCGUCUACACGAGCUUCUCAAGGUAUUGCGAGGGGGGAAGCUAAAAGUGCUACUCUCGACUAGCGGAAGGUCGGUGGUUCUGAGAGAUGAACUCUCACGGUCGGAGACUGUGCACAUGAGAAGCAGGCAGCCACCUGGGCGUGGCAUUCCGCUGGAUAGAAAGAACUUCAGUGGCCGCGGGUGA
This is a messenger RNA of Colletotrichum higginsianum IMI 349063, 1875 nucleotides long. RefSeq names its product Carboxylic ester hydrolase. The transcript is spliced from 4 exons. The coding region runs from base 1 to 1875 and encodes 624 amino acids. The record is from RefSeq and is a predicted model, not a curated record. Lineage: Eukaryota; Fungi; Ascomycota; Sordariomycetes; Glomerellales; Glomerellaceae.